AUGGGCAAGCCGUCUGUCGCGAUGGUGGAGACGGGGGAGGAGAGAGAGAGGGUGGCAGGUGGGCGACGACCACCGCAAGGCAACUGUCCAACGCCGCCGCGGCCACUUGUCGUGUCACGCCCUGUCAUCCCCGGAGUCACACACGCCCGUGCACACCGUGCACCCGCAACGUCGUUCUCCAUCCCGCUCGCUGCUGUCCUCACACCAUAUAUCAAUAUCGAUGCUCGCCUCAUCUCGCCUUAUUCUAGUCGCCUCGCAAGUCUCGCUCUCGACUUUGCGCGUAUCUCACUUCCACCCCUCGGACGCUCGGGCCUCGUUAUUCUCGACCGAGGCGUCUUAUCGCGCGUCGCGCAUUGGCACAUCUACGAGGUCGCACGAGGACGGUCAAGUGAUUUCGCAGACGAAGAAGCGACGUCUGUCUUGUGCGCGAGGACCAUCGUCUGCAUCAGCCGCCCCGUGAUCGGUAACGCCGAUCCAUCUGCAUCUGCGAUCAACGUCGCCAUGCAAUUUCCUAUCCCGGACGAGUCGACUGCUUUGCUAGCGCGCGGCACGGUACCAAGGCUGCAUCAAGGGCGCGCUGCUCAGGCACCAAGCGCUGACUUCACGCGCUACUGGCGCCACGAGCGGAGAUUGCACAACAAGGAGACAGACAUACCAGGACGGGCGCGGAAGCAAACAAGUCAAAUGGCUGCAUCGUUUUCGGGUCCGCGCGCUUGCCGCCGUUCCAACCCUCCCUCGAUCGGCGUCGACGCGGCGGACGACGCAAUAUCAGCAAAUUGUUUCGAACAACACGAGCUGAGUUUCGCAGCCGGCGGACGGCGAUUCGCAACUCAGAGGCCCCGCGCGGGCGGGCCAUUGCCCGCCGCGGCACGACGACGCACUGAUAGGCAAGUCGGUUCACCAGCGACGGAUGUUCCUGAGUCCGAGCAGGUCUGCGCGGGGGUGCGCGUACGUCACGCCUCCCCGACCUCCCCUGGAAUGAAGUACCCGCGAGGCUGGUGCGGGCUCGGGCAUCGACCGCCACCCGCUUACCGACACGACUUAUCUACAGGCGCGAGGCGCGUGUAUGGCAGCCCACUCGACCAUGCACGGGCACGGAUGCCUCGCGUCAUGAUCGUGCAAGAUACGGCAGACGAUACAGGUUCGGGACGGACGGGGAGACGCGGCAAGCGUCAACGCAACGCGUAUAUCGGUCGGCGGAUAAGUAACAUGGGGACGCUGACAACGACACGACGGCGUGCCAUAUCACACCGCCCGCUCGCGCUCGCACUCGAGCUCGACGGCAGCGGCCCGGCGGCAUACCGAUCCUCCCGAGCCCCCACUCCACUCCUUCUCAAACGACGCGGCGCGCGCAUGCCUGUGCAUACGACGCCCCCGCAUCCGAACACAAAAUGCACUCAGCUCGACGCGCCCCGGCCGCCCAUACGCGCUCGGACGCUCGACGGUGUCGCCAUCGCGGGUGCCGCAGACACCCAAGGUGCGCGCCCACGCGCCCGCGCCACGCAGAACGCUCGUCCAGUCGAGGCGCCGCGCCGCGACGCACACAAUGAAAUGAUACGCGGGGCCGACGUUUUACUUACGGCAGCCGCCAACCCAUUCAAGGGCCCAUUCUCAAGUAGGAAGGCGCAACCAGCGGCGAACCGGGUCGAACCGGGCCCACGAGCGAACCACCCAGAUGCCUACGAAUGCGGGAUGCCCAUGUCCGUGCCUGUAUCCACUAUCCAUGUCCAUACCCAUACCCGCAAUAUCCAACGCGUGCCGCAACCCGUGCCGCGCGGCGCUGGCCCAGAGUCGCCGGCGGGGGCGUGCCCCGCUGAGGAUCAAACCGCCGGAGUGGCGGCGGCGUUCCCGUUCAUUUCGAGCGGGCUUGAAGCUCGACGAAACGGUGUUUGCGUUUGA
Molecule: messenger RNA, 1899 nt
Organism: Heterobasidion irregulare TC 32-1
Lineage: Eukaryota; Fungi; Basidiomycota; Agaricomycetes; Russulales; Bondarzewiaceae
Exons: 10
Coding region: 1-1899 (632 amino acids)
Source: RefSeq, a predicted model, not a curated record